UCAACCCUGUUAGGAGAAAGCACAGUCGCAAGAGCUUCCAAGAUGGGCCGUAGGUACUUGGGCCUUCAGGGCAAUGCCUUGCAAAUCGCCAUCGGUGUUAUCGCUGGUAUGGACUUUCUACUAUUCGGUUACGAUCAGGGUGUCACCGGUGGUCUUUUGACCCUUCAGUCCUUCAUCAAAUAUUUCCCCACUAUUGCUACCAGUGGCGCGUACUAUGACAGUCUCACACAGGCCGAACAGAGUACCCAGUCUACUCGACAAGGUAUUGUUGUCGCUGCGUACAACUUAGGAUGUUUUGCGGGGUCUAUCCCGACAAUCUGGGUUGGAAAUUGGCUUGGUCGACGUAAAACUAUCUUCCUUGGUUCUUUCAUCAUGGUCAUUGGAGCUCUGCUACAGUGUACCGCAUUCCAUUUACCCCAGCUGAUUGUUGGACGUCUGGUAACUGGGUUUGGAAAUGGCAUGAACACAUCUACCGUGCCAACCUGGCAUUACUGGAUCGACUUUGGUUUGCUCUUUGCCGACCCCAGUGAGGUCGCCUGGCGUUUCCCACUGGCCUUCCAGAUCUUCUUCGCCGCUAUCAUCCUGGCCUUUGUCAUGUUUCUUCCCGAAUCUCCCCGCUGGCUUGUGCUUAAGGGCAGGGAGGAUGAAGCCAAAGAAGUCCUGGAGGCUUUGUUGGGCGAUGGAACUGAUCCGACCUUUUUGCAGACGGAGUACACAGCUAUCAAGGCGACCGUGUUGGAGAUGGCUAAGGGUUCGUUUAAGGAUAUGUUCACCAUGGACGAAGACCGUCAUUUCCACCGCACUGUGCUGGCUUAUGUCAACCAGAUGUUCCAGCAGAUUUCUGGAAUCAAUCUGAUUACAUACUAUAUCCCGGUUGUGUUGGAAGAGCAGAUGGGUAUGACCCUGAUCAACUCUCGACUGAUUGCGGCGUGCAACGGAACCGAGUAUUUCAUUGCCUCUUGGAUUGCAGUGUUCACGAUCGAAAAAUUCGGUCGCCGGACGCUGAUGCUUUUCGGCGCCGCGGGCAUGUCGGUCUCGAUGAUGAUCCUCGCCAUCACAGCUAGUCUCAAAACCCCUCAAGCCAACAUCGCCUGUAUUGUAUUCCUCUUUGUGUUCAACACCUUCUUUGCCAUCGGCUGGCUGGGAAUGACUUGGCUGUAUCCCGCCGAGAUCGUACCUUUGAAGAUUCGUGCUCCAGCUAACGCCCUGGCGACAUCGUCGAACUGGAUCUUUAACUUCCUCGUCGUGAUGAUCACCCCUGUUGCUUUCGAUAACAUUGACUACCAAACCUACAUCAUUUUUGCCGUUAUUAACGCAUUCAUCGUUCCGGUUGUAUUCUUCUUCUAUCCGGAGACAACCCGUCGAUCGCUGGAAGAAAUGGACCGCAUCUUCCGAAAGACGAAGAGCAUAUUCUCGGUCGUGCGUAUUGCGAAUGAUGAACCUCACAUGUAUGGCAAGCAUGGUGAGCUCCUGCAUACGCUGGACGAUGUGGAGGAUGAUGCUGUGCGCCGGGCUAGUGUUCUGAGCCACGCUCACAAGGAGUUGGAAAAGGAUAGCUCUGAAAACAGCAUCACGAACAAGGCGUGA
Aspergillus bombycis is the source of this 1587-nucleotide messenger RNA. RefSeq names its product sugar porter family MFS transporter. The record is from RefSeq and is a predicted model, not a curated record. Gene Ontology annotation, cellular component: membrane. The annotation marks the transcript as partial. NCBI's taxonomy places the organism in Eukaryota, Fungi, Ascomycota, Eurotiomycetes, Eurotiales, Aspergillaceae. Gene Ontology annotation, biological process: transmembrane transport; carbohydrate transport. Gene Ontology annotation, molecular function: carbohydrate:proton symporter activity. The transcript has 5 exons.